AUGCGCGCUGCCUUCGCCUUCGUUUUCCUUCUCGCCUGCUCGCUCUUUGUGGCUGCUCAGGCCAGCAACAACGUUGCCCAGUGCAUCAUCGCCAAGUGCUCGGCUCAGGUGACCGCCUGCUAUGAGGACCCCGUCUGCCUCUCCGCCGCCGAGUGCGGCUGCGCCACCAAGGCCGCCGGCGACCAGGCCUUCGGCGCCCUGGCCCAGUGCGCCAGCCAGUGCCUCUACUCCUCCACCACCGACGUGUUCGACCUCAUCGCGCCCGUCGACGCGCCUUUCGGCAAGUGCUCGUGGCUCAAGAAGGCCGCCUGUGCCGUCGGCAUCGCCGGCGCCGUGGCCGCGUGCGGUGGUCCCGAGGACAUUAUCUGCAUUCUCGCUGCACUGAAGGCCCUGGAGGGCUGCGCCACCUGCUUCUGCGAGGACCACUGCCACGGUCCCUGCCAGGCUCUCCACUUGUGCUAG
This is a messenger RNA of Acanthamoeba castellanii str. Neff, 462 nucleotides long. RefSeq lists its product as uncharacterized. Lineage: Eukaryota; Discosea; Longamoebia; Acanthamoebidae. The record is from RefSeq and is a predicted model, not a curated record. Bases 1 to 462 code for a protein of 153 amino acids. The transcript has 3 exons.